Cuscuta europaea is the source of this 2243-nucleotide messenger RNA. NCBI's taxonomy places the organism in Eukaryota, Viridiplantae, Streptophyta, Magnoliopsida, Solanales, Convolvulaceae. The record is from the annotation of a GenBank genome assembly.
AAAGAUAGGUAGGUACGCACUAAAGAAACCUUUUAUUGAAGAUAGGUACGUACGCACACCAACUGCCGUGUGAAUUGUGACUGUUGAAAUUUUGACAUACGAAUCCUCCUCCUCUGUAGCAGCGAGAAGAAGAAGAAGGCUGUUCUAAGUUGACUUUGUCUUCCUCAGAGUUCUGAGCAAUAAAAUCUCCGUUUUUAAGAAACAAAUUCUAAGGCCCCUUCUAGCAAUCAACGCUCUCCCGGUUUACCUCCCUAAACAUUUCAACUCCACAUUAGGUGAGUCAAGUUACGUUCCUGCGUACGCGGCAUAUAUAUGCGCGUUCAUACCGAAGAAAAUUCCCAAUUUCCCACAGUAUUUAUUUGCAAAUCGAUCUUGAUUCUUCGCAUCCAAGUUUUAAUUUUUUCUCAGGCGUUAAAUUAAUUUUUAUAUCUGAGCUCGUUUUAGCUAGCCUGGAAGCCAUUAGAGGUGAAAAAGCAUGGCAGCGACCCCAACUCGAAUUGGCCUUGCUGGCCUAGCUGUAAUGGGACAAAACCUUGCACUCAACAUAGCCGAGAAAGGGUUCCCGAUAUCCGUCUACAAUAGAUCAACCUCAAAAGUUGAUGAAACUGUUGAACGAGCCAAAGCAGAAGGUGAUCUCCCUCUCUACGGUUUUCACGACCCCAAAUCCUUUGUUCUCUCCAUCCAAAAGCCUCGUGUCAUCAUUAUCCUCGUCAAAGCUGGCUCACCAGUUGACCAGACCAUCAAAACCCUCUCAGCUUACCUGGAGAAAGGAGACUGUAUCAUCGAUGGAGGCAAUGAGUGGUAUGAGAACACCGAGAGGAGAGAAAAAGAAGCAGCCGAAUUGGGUUUGCUUUAUCUUGGAAUGGGAGUGUCUGGCGGUGAAGAAGGUGCUAGGCAAGGCCCAUCACUAAUGCCUGGAGGCUCUUUUGAGGCCUACAAGCACAUCGAAGACAUCCUACUCAAAGUAGCAGCCCAAGUCCCAGACAGCGGGCCAUGUGUGACUUACAUAGGCAAGGGCGGAUCUGGAAACUUUGUUAAAAUGGUUCACAAUGGGAUCGAGUAUGGUGACAUGCAAUUGAUUGCCGAAGCAUAUGAUGUUCUGAAAUCUGUGGGGAAGCUAUCCAAUGCCGAAUUGCAUGAGGUGUUCUCGGAGUGGAAUAAAGGGGAGCUCUUGAGCUUCUUGAUUGAGAUCACUGCUGAUAUAUUUGGAAUCAAGGACGACAAGGCAGACGGGUAUUUGGUGGAUAAGGUUUUGGACAAAACUGGCAUGAAGGGUACAGGAAAGUGGACGGUUCAGCAAGCUGCUGAACUGUCUGUUGCCACCCCGACAAUAGCUUCAUCACUGGACUCGAGAUUCCUCAGUGGGUUGAAGGAAGAGAGGGUCAAAGCAGCCAAGAUAUUUAAAUCCGGCGGGAUAGGUGAUGUCAUUGCUGACCAGGUUGUUGUUGACAAGAAGCAGCUGAUCGAUGACGUCAGGAUGGCACUUUAUGCCUCCAAGAUAUGCAGUUAUGCACAGGGGAUGAACUUGAUUCGUGCAAAGAGUGUCGAGAAAGGAUGGGAUUUGAAACUCGGUGAGCUGGCUCGGAUUUGGAAGGGGGGCUGCAUUAUCCGUGCUAUAUUUUUGGACCGUAUCAAGAAGGCCUAUGACAGAAACCCAGACCUUGCCAACCUCCUAGUGGAUGAAGAGUUUGCAAAGGAGAUAAUUGAAAGGCAGUCUGCUUGGCGAAGAGUUGUUUGCCUUGCUAUCAGCUCUGGUAUUAGUACCCCUGGCAUGUCUUCGAGUUUGGCUUAUUUUGACUCGUACAGGAGGGAAAGUCUGCCUGCCAAUUUGGUCCAAGCUCAGCGGGAUUACUUUGGGGCCCAUACGUACGAGAGGACAGACAUGUCGGGUUCCUUCCAUACCGAGUGGUUCAAGAUUGCCAAACAAUCAAAGAUUUGAUUUUCUUAAGCUCUACACAGUUGUUGAGCUGGACUGAUGCUGCUUAUGUGCUUAAUAAGGAUUCUUUGUGACCGAAAAUGUAAAAUUCAGUCAUGGAACCAUUCAAUCAUGCUUAAUAUGUUUGGAAUAUUUGGAAUUUAUUGAAGUUUAUUUAGUUUUGAUAAUUAUUUGUAAACCAGACCAUCUUUUAAUAAAAUCUUUAAGCUAAUGUAUCUUGUUUUUUGUUAACCAUGCCAUUGUAGCUCUAAGUCUCUAACACAGGCAUGCCUCUAAGCGUUACUUACAACACGCUAUACUUAUCCAU